AUGACAAAUUCUUAUAUGACUACGGUAGGAAGAAAGCGCGUACACGUAGAAAAUACAGUAUCCCGUAUUAAAUCUAAAAAGGCUCGUAUGGAUAUGGCUAAUACACCGGGUUUCGCUGAGGUUAAAUCCGCACAUAGUCGAAAAAUCGUAUGGUAUUAUGCUAAAAAUCUUCAUAAUUUUGAAAAUUAUAUUUCAUUUCUCGAUAAUUUAAAACCUGAGCUUGUCCGAUUAUUAAGGAGAAUUGUAGUUGUGAAUCCGAUAAAAUUUAAUUUAAAACUUGAAGCCACUUAUAACCAACCGCGUGUAGAUAACUCAACGCAAAAUAGGUCAUUCAAGACAUCGGCCCGAGAAAUUUUUAUCGAUUCUGAUAUAGUUUCAUUAAUAGAGCAGGCGUUCACUACGUUAUUGCACGAGGAGGAAAUUUAUGUUGCAAAGGGUAGUGGAUAUGUAUUAGAAUCCAUCGAUGGGCUUUUAUUAACAGUAUACAAAUAUACGCCUAUGGGGGGAACCCCUAACAUUGGCCUGCCCGUUAUCAAUUUUGAUAACGAACGCGAUGACGAUGAUGACCUGGCUCAUCUUAUAUUCGGCUCCCUCUUUCAAUCAAAAAUAAACGGGACGAUCAAUCCGCAAAAUAAUGAUCAGCAUUGUUUUAAAUGGUCCAUUCUGGCGAGGCACGUGACAGGUCCAAAUAAACAUCGUGUAGGCGAAAAUUAUUUCAGACAUGAAAACAAAUAUAAUUUUACAGGCUUAUCAUUCCCAACACCGUGGAGUGAGGUUAAAAUUUUUGAAAAAAAUAACCCGACAGUCUCUGUAAAUAUUUACGGAGUUAAAAAAAUAUCUCAGUCUUCGUCAAAAAAUCCGAAUCAUCACAUAUUUCCAUUAAAAGUAGUAGAUAAUGAAAAAGCCGAGCAUUUCGACAUCAUUUUAUUCACUGUCGGAGAAAAAAGUCACUACGUAUAUAUAUCUAAUUUUUCACGCUUAAUCCGCUCGCAAAUAACAUUACACGGUCAUUCAGUUUAUUUCUGCAAACGAUGUUUCACAUCGUUUGACAAACAAAAUUUAAAAUAUAAAUUAAGUGGGCAACUAGCACUUCAGCAGCAUAAAUUAAUUUGCGGAUCUCAUAAACCUAUUCUACCCAUAAUGCCCGAUGUUGACACAUUGCUAGAAUUCGAUAAUUGGCAACAUGCUCAACGACACCCAUUCACUAUUUACGCGGAUUUUGAAGCUCUACUGGUGAAAACUAAUGAGAAAAGGGGGGAACACACGACUGUAAUACAUAACCACAAACCUAUGAGUUAUGGGUUUUUAGUUAAAGCGUCCGAAGAAGUUCCACUAGAGCUUAUCCAGCAAUUCAAUAUACCAACCGCGCCAGUUGUUUAUCGCGGUAGUGAUAGUCGGGAGGAUGUUGCCAGGCAUUUUCUCGAAAAUAUAGUUGAUGUAGGUCGUAAAAUUGAAGAAUUGCUAAAGACGAAUGUCCCUAUAGUUAUGAAUGACCGAGAUACGCGAAAACACAAUGAAAAUAAAAAUUGUAACUUUUGUAAACGCAGUUUCGACACAAACGAGAAAGUCCGCGACCAUUGUCACCUUACUGGUAGAUUUAGACAAUCUUUAUGCUCUCGAUGUAAUUUAAAAUUAAAACAACCGAAAUUUGUCCCCUGUUUUUUCCACAAUUUAUCUAAUUAUGACGCCCACUUUAUUGUAACUGAAUUAGGCUAUGACGCUAAUAGUAUAAAAGUUAUUGCUAAUAGCGAAGAAAAAUUUAUCUCAUUUUCAAAAUAUAUCAGUAGGACGUUUACUAUACGAUUCGUAGACACGUGCAGGUUUAUGGCAUCAAAGUUGGAUACUCUAUCCAAAAACCUUUUAACUCGAGAUUUUUCGAAAUUCCGCGAGACAGCAAAAUUUUUUGAUGCCCGGGAUAUGCCACUAGUCACCCGUAAGGGUGUAUAUCCAUACGAGUAUACGGAUGGCUGGGAUAAGUUGGACGAGCCGAGUCUACCACCAAAAGAAGAAUUUUAUAGCACGCUCCAGGAGGAGGGUAUUAAGGAUGUACACUACGAACAUGCUAUGGAGGUAUGGAGGCACUUUGAAUGCACGCGGCGUUAUAUCCCAUGGUUUGGUCGGCGGCGGCUGCGCAUCGGUGUCAUCGGUAUAUUGAGGGGACGGUGAUGAAUAUUUGUUCGGAGCCAAAAUUAUGUGAUUGGACAUGGACGGCGAAUACGAUGACGAUGUCAUCGGCGACAAUGGCGAAAUGGGGUUAACGAUUAACUAAAAAUAAUAAAAAUUAAAUAACUAUUUAAUAGAGCUAGU
Rhopalosiphum padi (bird cherry-oat aphid) is the source of this 2307-nucleotide messenger RNA. RefSeq lists its product as uncharacterized. Bases 1 to 2166 code for a protein of 721 amino acids. The record is from RefSeq and is a predicted model, not a curated record. The transcript is spliced from 3 exons. NCBI's taxonomy places the organism in Eukaryota, Metazoa, Arthropoda, Insecta, Hemiptera, Aphididae.